Aspergillus homomorphus CBS 101889 is the source of this 1239-nucleotide messenger RNA. RefSeq lists its product as uncharacterized. NCBI's taxonomy places the organism in Eukaryota, Fungi, Ascomycota, Eurotiomycetes, Eurotiales, Aspergillaceae. The record is from RefSeq and is a predicted model, not a curated record. The transcript has 3 exons. The annotation marks the transcript as partial.
AGGAGCCAAUUAUCUCGAUCUUCGAAGGCGGAGGAACAGAGCAACGCGGGCGGACCUAUUAUUAGCAGCGCGAUGUCAUUGACAAACGCCAGACCGAAGCGGAACCCAAGACGGGCCGCCAACAAGCAAUGGAGCGAGGAGCAGCUGAUGACUAGCACAAAGUCGCAGCUAAUCCAUUUGGACUUGGUGAAACUGCUUGCUCAUCCUGAAGCCUGGACAUGCCUUGAGGAGAACGAGAAGGAGGAGAUCUUGAAGCUACUUCCCAAUGGCGCGCAUCCGAAUCCCUACCCUUCACCCGAUGACCCCGAGGCGAAAAUCCCCCCGCCACCAGAAUCGUUCCUACGUUAUUCUAAUAACUGGCGCGACGGCAUCCGUCAGUUUCAGCUCGAUCUCCAGCAGGGGCGCUACGAUCCGGAAUGGCUACGUGAAGCGGAAAUAGCUAUCAGGGAGCGGGCAGCGGGCAAGUUCGACCGUUUCAAGGAAGAAGAAUUCGAGGAAUUCUGGGGUCAGAAGCAGAAAAUGGACCGAAGUCUGCAGGCCGGACAAAGCUCCCAAAUCAAGUUGAUGGACUUGACUGAUAAUGGUGUAAUCUGUGAGGGCGAUAUUUUGAAGUAUUCCAGAGCUUUUGCAAAAGGUAGCAAGAGGGUCCUUGUUGAGAAAGAAGCCAGAAUCGUGAAGAUUGAGGGUGCGAACUUGACAUUCGCUGUUCCACCUGGGCAGCGUGUCUUUCUCUCCACUGCUCCAGCACCAACGACAGACGCCACAAGCCCAAAUGAUUGUGAAAGAUCUACCAACAAUACAGAAACUACCGGAAUUACCAACACAAAUGGGCAACAUGAGGACGGGAAGACUAUCUUAGGGUCAGGACCAGGACCGAACGCUCAAGGGAUAGAGGCUGGCUCCGCUAGGAAACGCAAGUCAGAUGUCGAGCUUCCUGACAGUAAGAGACAGUGUUCGGAGCUGCAGGCGAACAGUGCAACUUGCCAUCUGGAUCCGGAAAUCACUGCAUUGACUCUAGACCAGCCCCAAGGUGUCGAGGAAAUCAUAUUACCCAAUAUACAGGGACUCGGUGCGCUGGCCUCGAAGAUAACAGAAAUUGACGGACGGAUUACGAAGAGGCCAAAUGGUAAUUCUUGGAAGGAAUUUCGAGCUUACAGACACAACCAGGAUAUGGGAAGCUUAUGGGAGCUCAGGCAGGCCUGGUUUGUGCGCGAGAAUAAGUCGAGGACAACUGCCUAA